Molecule: messenger RNA, 2382 nt
Organism: Dimorphilus gyrociliatus
Lineage: Eukaryota; Metazoa; Annelida; Polychaeta; Dinophilidae
Source: the annotation of a GenBank genome assembly
GAAAACCGGUAAUUGCCCUAGUAGGCGCUGGUCUUUUUUGCGCAUGCGUUUACUUAAAGGGAAAAUAAGCACAAUGAAUCCAACAUCUUUUGUAUUUCUAUUUUCCUAAAUGACUUCAUAUAAUCUACAUAUUAAAUUAGAACAUAUUUCUCGGUGAAUAAUUGAAUAUGCUUCAUUAGAUGACCGAAAACUAACACUGGUUUCGAGCUGUUCUUUUUGUUAGAUGGGCUUAUGUCUUCUAAUUCAUGGAAAUUAGAAAAGAGCUUGGCCGAGUUUAUUGGUCAACCCAAACGGAUGAAACAUACUCUCGUUUACUAUAGUGGAAGUUUGUUUCUAUAUGGAGGAAGAAAUAGCAGAGAUGAACCUCUUGGUGAUAUUCUUAGAUACGAUUUAAAAGAUCACAGCUGGCAAAGAGUUGUUUGUGUUGGUACGGCACCAUGCGCUCGAUUUGAACAUACCUGUGUUGUCUUCGAAAAAGACCUAGUUAUUUUUGGUGGAAAACACGAUAAUAGGCAAUUAAAUGACUUAUUUAAAUAUCAUAUUCCAAAAGCUCAAUGGAGUUGCGCUGAAACAACGAAAGAGGCUCCAGGACCCCGAUGCGCUCAUAAUGCAGCCGUUGUAGAUUGUUUUAUGUACAUUCUAGGUGGUUUUGGUCAUCACGUCCAAAGAGCAUAUGAUGUAGAUCAAAUAGAUAGCAAACAAGUUCGAUUGAAUGAUAUGUGGCGUUUAUCUUUGAAAGAUAGACCACACAAGUGGACGAGAGUACAUCAGAAAGGUUGCAAGCCUCCACCAAAUUGUAAUAGUAGUAUGGCAGUCAACGAAAGUCAUUUGUAUCUUCUACCUGGUGCUGCAGCAGAAAAUGCUUAUGAACUAUUCGGAUUUAAUGUUUUGGAUGAAUGUUGGACAAAGCUCAUGUACUCUAGUAUUUUUUCUCAUCUAGUCAUUGGUAAACGAGUCGGGCACUCUUUAACUGCCUCAGAUGAUAGUCAGUUAUUUUUAUUCGGAGGCGGAGAUGAUAACAAUUUGUAUCGAUUUGACAUAAAUGAUCCUCACUGGUCGGUGGUUUCGACAGAGGAUAACGCGACUAGGCCAGCAGAAGUAGCCUAUCACAGUUCAGCAAUGCAUAAAAAUACACUUUAUGUAUAUGGAGGUGUUGAAUCUCCGAACGACGUAGACUCACAAAGAUUAUCCGGAGGACUUUACUCCAUCACAAUUCCUGGGCCAAAAUCAACAUUUAUUACGGAUAUGAAGAAUUUAUGGGAAUCAAAAAAUUUCAUUGAUAUCACUUGUAAAGUUGGACCAAAAAAGAUACUGUUUGAAUGUCACAGCUCUAUACUAGUAGGAAGGUCUUCAGUAUUAAGCGAAAUGAUACUUAGCGCUAGAGAAAAGAAUCAAAAUUAUAUUGAAUUACCUGAUAUUGAACGUGCCGUAUUUGAUAAAAUUUUACAAUUUAUUUAUACUGAUACAGUAACUCCAGAAAAAGAAUUUGAAUUUGAUGAUUUAGAAUUAUUUAUGAAACUUUAUAUACAAGCGACGAGGUUCAAUUUAUCAAAAUUAAAAAGUUGCUCUCUGAAAUAUCUCAUAUCAAGUGUAAACGCAAAUAGAGUUGUUAGUCUUUUGACGUUCGCCGAUGAGAAUGAAAUUGAAUACCUUAGAGAUUCUUGUAUGAACUUUUUAAGAAGAAGUAACAAUUAUAAAGAGGUUAUUGUAAGGCCUCAAAUCGAGACAUUAUCGAAGAGUUUGCUACUGCAAGUAGCGAGACUACCUGCGGAAAGUAGUGACGAACAUGAUACCCCACCUAAACAUCCCGAACUUUUAACAGAGUUCUGUUCUAUUAAAGACGAUUUCUCAAAAUUAUUAGAAACUGGCCAAGGUUCAGAUGUCAAAGUGACUUUUAACAAUUACACAGUUAAAGCACACAAGGCUGUUCUUUGCGCUCGAGCAGAAUAUUUUACGGCAAACUUUAGAUCAUUUCCGUCGGAGGAAAUUAUGGUUACAUUCAAAGGAGAGAAUACACCGCCUGAUGUUCUAAUGCAACUUUUGAAAUUUUUAUACACUGAUGCUAUAGACGCUACGCCACAAGUUGCCGUGUAUCUUCUUGGAGCUGCUGAAUACUUCUGCUUGAAUAACAAAAGACUUGACACAUUGGCAUGGGGUAUAAUCGAACGAAAUUUAGAAGUGAAUUGCGUGUUUGAUGUUAUGUUAGCUGCACAUGAUGUUUUGGAUCAAGCGCUAAUUAAUAAAUGUGUUUUCAUUAUUGCCAAAAAUUAUCAUCAGAUUAAGGAAAGACGAAAUGUUUUUAUGCAAUUACCUAAAACUCUAUUAAUAAGCAUUAUGGAAUGCGUAAAUGAACAUACAACCAUAACAUGGAGAGAUUCAUGA